GGAAAUGACGAGAUAGCCUUCAGUUGAAAGGAUUGAUCAACUUGUCUCCCUCAACAUUUUCUUGCCGACGAAGUGAAAAAAGCCGCCUUGUCACCUUUUUUCUUAGUUCUUUCAUCUCUUCCUUCUGGUUGUUUCAAUUGAAUUCCGAUAGGCUGUCCUUUGUUGUUUGCUGUUGUUUUUUAACAUUUUCAGUUUCUGACGCAGUGAUUGUGUUUGGACGCAUUCAUAGUGUCGUCCAAGCAAUUGGAUUUUACGACAUAAAAAGGCCGCUGCCGCCGGAGAAUUUUGGUUCUUAUUCAUAGCCCCACGGGUCUAAACUCCAUUCCCAUGAAAUCCACACAAACAAACCAUGAGCCCAGUCAGCAGUGAAGUGGAAGGUUACUGUCUGCGCUGGAACAACCACCACCGAACCUUGAUUGAUGUGCUCCAAUCCCUCUACCAGGAGCAGAGCUUUGUUGAUGUGACUUUAGCAGCUGAGGGGAAAUCAAUCCAAGUACAUCGACUAGUGCUCUGCGCUGUUUCUCCAUACUUUCAGGAGCUAUUAUCUAACGACUGUGACAAACAAGCCAUCAUCUUCCUGAAGGAUAUUCCUUUCCAACAUCUUCAGGCAUUGGUCCACUACAUUUACCACGGUGAGGUUAACAUUGCUGAAGACCAACUUGCAGAUCUACUCAGCACCGCAGAGUCCCUGCAAAUUAAGGGUCUUACUGACAGUGAUUGUAAGAUGAACAAUAUUGAGCAGAGGAACCCUGACGACCUCGCUGAAAGCCUUCGAAUAAACCAGAUAGGGCAAAGUAUCAACAUCGCCGAAACCUCCUGUGAAGCAAGCUCACCGGAUUCGUGCGAAGUCACAGCAACCAUUGCCAGCCAGGGACCCUCACCGAGUCUUGCCUCCGCUACCCUCUCGUUACCUUUUAUGACAACAACGUCGACAACAUCUUUGCAUUCGUUACAGCAGCCAAUCUAUUCUACCAAUCCCAUGGCUUCUCAGGCAAAUAAUAAUGGCGUGGCAUUCGGGACGGCACCGAAGCUGGAAACCGAAAACGAAGGUAGUGCAGCAAGUGAAAAUGAGGAAUGGAGUGAUGCAGAUCUAACAGGGCCUACAACACCUCAUCAGCCGCAAGCUCAUCCGGCGCAAACGCACCAGACGCAAGCUCAUCAGACGCAGACUCACCAACCUCAACCUCACCAAACGCAAGCCCAUCAAACGCAGACACAUCAAGUCGGGGUUACGGCCGCUGCUGUCGCUGCAGCUGCUGUGGCCCAAUCAUUUGCUACUACCGCACCAUACCCCCAUGUUCCUUGGGGAGAGAGUUUGGCAGCCGCUGCAGCUGCAGCCAUUGCCUCUUCCUCUUCUCUCGCUGGCCCUUCGGGAGCUUUAGGAGUUUACAACAUUCAACCACCGACAACGGGGCCCCCAGUUGUCGCACCUGCCCGUGGCAAACAACGCAAUAGUCGCCGUCCAUCACGACCGUCAAGCAAUACGGCUUCGGCUACCUUGAUGCAGGACAAACCGUAUGUGUGUCCGCGUUGUGGCCGGUGUUACUCCCGGCGUGGUGCUCUCAUCCAACACCAACGCUACGAAUGCGGCAUCGAACCGCAGUUUUCCUGUCCCAUGUGCCCCUACAAGAUAAAACGCAAGGAUAGCCUCAAUCGACAUAUUCGCAAUAUGCACCACAAUCAGAAUACUAAUUGA
Messenger RNA from Daphnia carinata, 1696 nucleotides. RefSeq names its product longitudinals lacking protein, isoforms A/B/D/L-like. Gene Ontology annotation, cellular component: nucleus. Gene Ontology annotation, biological process: regulation of transcription by RNA polymerase II. Gene Ontology annotation, molecular function: protein binding. Lineage: Eukaryota; Metazoa; Arthropoda; Branchiopoda; Diplostraca; Daphniidae. The record is from RefSeq and is a predicted model, not a curated record. The transcript is spliced from 5 exons. The coding region runs from base 350 to 1696 and encodes 448 amino acids.